UUCUGUUCUGUUAGGCUCUCCCAAUUCUCAGCCACAAGAACAAUCCAAAACCCAAAAUCCACUCUCCCCUUCUACCAAAAUUUUUGUAAAAUUCUUCCCUUUUUCUCACCUCUCACCACGGGUCUCUCUCCCUCAUCAACCCUGCCUCUUUAGGCACGGUUGAACUUCAUUCUUCAUUCUUCAUUCUUCAACUUCAAAUAUGCUCCUCUCUCUCUGACUCCAUCCAACCCAUCAAUACUUCUUCCUCUGUCCUCAAACAUGGAGAAAAAGGGUGCCAUUCUGAUGCAGAGGUACGAGCUCGGGAGGUUGCUUGGGCAGGGGACCUUUGCCAAAGUGUACCAUGCCCGGAACCUCCACACGGGCCAGAGCGUGGCCAUCAAAAUCAUUGACAAGGAGAAGGUUCUGCGUGUGGGGCUCAUCGACCAAAUCAAGAGGGAGAUCUCUGUGAUGCGCCUCGUGCGCCACCCCAAUGUGGUGCAGCUCUACGAGGUGAUGGCCAGCAGGACCAAGAUCUACUUCGUCAUGGAGUAUGUCAAGGGUGGGGAACUCUUCAACAAAGUGGCUAAGGGGAGGCUCAAGGAAGACGCCGCUCGUAAGUACUUCCAGCAGCUCAUUGGCGCUGUUGAUUACUGCCAUAGCCGCGGAGUCUACCACAGAGAUCUCAAGCCUGAGAAUCUCCUUCUUGACGAAUUUGGGAAUCUCAAGAUUUCGGAUUUCGGAUUGAGUGCGUUGGCCGAGUCUCGGCGGCAGGAUGGCCUUCUCCAUACCACCUGUGGAACCCCUGCCUAUGUCGCCCCUGAAGUCAUCAACAAGAAAGGUUAUGAUGGUGCCAAAGCUGAUAUUUGGUCUUCUGGGGUUGUCCUGUUUGUUCUGCUGGCGGGUUUCCUCCCAUUCCACGACCCAAAUCUGAUGGAAAUGUACAGGAGAAUUUCCAGAGGAGAAUUCAAAUGCCCUCAAUGGUUUCCUCCCGAAGUGCGCAAGCUUCUCUCAAGAAUCCUCGACCCAAGUCCCCACACCAGAAUAAACAUGGCCAAACUCAUGGACAAUUCUUGGUUCAAGAAGGGCUUCAAAGCCAAUGUAGCAACUCCCAAACCACUUCGAAUCAAUGGAGAUGUGUCGUCAUCGGUAAGCGACGUCCACGCCGCUUUCGACGACAUUAGUUCCGAGGAAGGGUCGAUUAAUGGCAAUAACAAUGAGAGCGGAAAGCCACCGACCAGAAACUCUAGUUUCAAUGCCUUUGACAUCAUAUCUCUGUCGCCGGGGUUCGACCUGUCGGGUCUGUUCGAGAGCGACGUGGAUCAGAGGCUGCAGUCGAGAUUCACGACCGCGAAACCAGCAUCGGCGAUCGUGUCGAAGUUCGAGGAAAUAGCGGAGAUGGAGAGGUUCAAGGUGUUGAAGAAGGAUGGGAUAGUGAAACUGCAGGGGAGUAAACAGGGGAGGAAAGGGGAGCUGGCUAUAGAUGCUGAGAUAUUUGAAGUGACACCUUCUUUUUUUGUGGUGGAGGUGAAGAAAACUGCUGGGGACACUUUGGAAUACAGGCAAUUUUACAACAAAGACAUAAGGCCUUGCCUCAAGGAUAUUGUGUGGACUUGGGAAGGAAAUGAGCAGCAGCAGCAACAGCAACCACAACCACAAAUUGUUUAGGCUGUUUCUUCUCAGUUCUCUCGUUAGAAAUUAAUAUUAGAAAAAAGAAGGCUGUUUUUUCUUACUUGUUCCUAUUCUUACCAUUGCUUUUUCUCUAUUCCCCAUAUUGAUUGUAUAAUCAUUCUGAUCUCAUUAAUCUCUUCAUUCUCUUGUUCAACUUCUUGGUUCUCUUGGAAUCUAACUCAGAGAUGGAGAUUGUGAUUAAAGAAAAAAAGGGACAAAAAAAAUUGAACACCCAUUUGUUGGUGUUCGUGGAAUGGAAUUCCAGGUGUGAAACAGUGAAAAGGCGAUUACUUUUUA
Messenger RNA from Momordica charantia (bitter melon), 1944 nucleotides. RefSeq names its product CBL-interacting protein kinase 20 (gene CIPK20). Gene Ontology annotation, molecular function: protein serine/threonine kinase activity; ATP binding. Gene Ontology annotation, biological process: protein phosphorylation; signal transduction. Lineage: Eukaryota; Viridiplantae; Streptophyta; Magnoliopsida; Cucurbitales; Cucurbitaceae. The record is from RefSeq and is a predicted model, not a curated record.